Nyctereutes procyonoides (raccoon dog) is the source of this 2980-nucleotide messenger RNA. It is a transcript of the gene PHF7, whose product is annotated as PHD finger protein 7. The transcript is spliced from 11 exons. The record is from RefSeq and is a predicted model, not a curated record. Gene Ontology annotation, cellular component: nucleus. NCBI's taxonomy places the organism in Eukaryota, Metazoa, Chordata, Mammalia, Carnivora, Canidae. The coding region runs from base 1509 to 2660 and encodes 383 amino acids.
GGUCCAGCUCCACCAACGGUCGGCGACGCUGCGGUCCCCGCGGCCGCAGGCUCCCUGGGUCGCAGUCCGCGUGACCCGGCCCCCGUUUGCGCGCUCUCCCCCUUCGCCGGCGCAGUCACCGCGCGGGGCGGCCGCCCGUGAGGUAGCUACCACGGCUUGUGACAACGACUAAAGCUCCGGACAGCAGCGCCCUCGGCGACAGCGGGGCGGGCGGCCCCGGCCGGGAGCGGCGGCCCGUGCGCGACCGUGAGGAGCGAGCGGCGGACGCGAUCCCCGGCCCGGCCCCGCACCCGCCGCCCGGCAGGCGCGACAUGAGCCUGGUCUGGCGUCCGCGGGAGGCUCCUUGAGCCCCUUCUCCGGCUGUUACCUCCGGGGACGGUUGUGGCCACACCGACACGUAUUUUCCAAAUAAAUCAUUGUUUUAUUCUUGCGGCGGCGGGGCCGAACACGCCACUUUAUUUUUGAUUUCUUUCAACAAGCCUUUACCCAGCACUCAUCCAGUGAAACAGCUUGGUGACGUCUGAAGGGAGCGUCCGCUCGCAGGGAAUCUCUGGACUGAGCAGCUCGUGGAAGCCGGCGCUGGCAGCGUCCCCCCUCAGAUGCUCUGAAGACUCUGCGUCUUCCCGUCAACCACCGGCGUGCACAGAACCCCACUCCGGGAACGUCUUGAUCCAGCGAUGCCAAGGACUGACGUUUCAAGGGAUUUCCCUCUUAACUAAUGGAACGAAAUCUGUGGCCUGCUGACGGUGCUGGGGGGAGAGACGGCAGGGAGUCGUCUCCACCUUGGGACGCUUUACCCGUGGCUCAGAUCUAGACCAAGGUCGGGAACAGACGGAACCUCAGAGGCCGGCUGAGCCCGGUGACGGGAACCAAGCAAGGGCUGAUUUGUCAGUGCUCUCUCCUGUCUCCCACUGGAGGGAGCCCUUGCUUCGGGCAGCCGAAAUCCCAAGGGCUCCUUUCCCCGGAAAGAGCUACUUUCUCCAAGCCUUUACUGGGUAGAACUAAGGCGCCUACACUCUGGAGGCAAAAUGAGCCUCUAUCCUGAGUGCUGGCUACCUCAUGCAUUUAGGGGGCACGAAAAAAGCAAAGACCCAUUUUAGUCAGGUCAGGCGGUGGUUCCAAUUCUUACUCUGCUGAGUAAUAGCAGUAACUCUGAUCUUGGGCAAGUGCCUCUCUGUGACCUCUCUGGGUCUUAGUCUCCUCAUCUUGAAAACGGGGAUAGUGAUGGUACCUCCUGCACAGGGGUUUUGUGAGUUAACACAGGUAAAACGCCCAGAACGGUUUUGAUGCGAUUUAACAUUAAUUGGCUACUACUGGUGUUGAUACUGGGUGAGUCCUUUCUUCUGUCACAUGGGUUGGCAGUUAAAGUACAGUUACUUUGACCCUGUGGUACCAAAUGGAGAAUUAAAUUGCUGACCAAGCCCUGUUUAUAUUUACAGCUGGAAGAGCCUGUAUUGUCCUCAUAAUAGUAUAGAAGAAUUCAAGUUAGGAGAGAGAGGCAGCAGCGAAUGAAGACUGUAAAAGAAAAGAAGAAAGAACGUCAAAGAUUGAGAAAAUCUGCCAAGACAAGGAGGGUAACCCAAAAGAAGCCAUCUUCAGGGCCUGUUUGCCGGCUAUGCCUUCGAGAACCUGGGGAUCCCGAAAAACUGGGGGAAUUUCUUCAGAAAGACAAUCUCAGCGUGCAUUAUUUUUGUCUUAUACUAUCUAGCAAGCUGCCUCAGAGGGGCCAGUCCAACAGAGGUUUCCAUGGAUUCCUGCCUGAAGACAUCAAAAAGGAGGCAGCACGGGCUUCUAGGAAGAUCUGCUUUGUGUGCAAGAAAAAGGGAGCUGCCAUCAACUGCCAGAAGGAUCAAUGCGUCAGAAACUUCCAUCUUCCUUGUGGCCAAGAAAGGGGUUGCCUUUCGCAAUUUUUUGGAGAGUAUAAAUCAUUUUGUGGAAAACACCGCCCAACACAGGACAUCCAACGGGGGAAGGCAGGGGAGGAAAGCUGUGUCUUGUGUUGUGAAGACUUAUCCCAAGCAAGUGUUGAAAACAUCCAGAGUCCAUGUUGUAGUCAAACUAUCUACCACCGCAAGUGCAUACAGAAAUAUGCCCACACAUCAGCAAAACAUUUCUUCAAAUGUCCACAGUGUAACAAUCGAGAAGAGUUUCCUCAAGAAAUGCUAAGAAUGGGAAUUCAUAUUCCAGACAGAGAUGCUGCCUGGGAACUCGAGCCAGGGGCUUUCUCGGAGUUGUAUCAGCGCUAUCAACACUGUGAUGCCCCCAUCUGUCUGUAUGAACAAGGCAGGGACAGCUUUGAGGAAGAAGGGAGGUGGCGCCUCAUUCUGUGUGCUACAUGUGGAUCCCAUGGAACCCAUAGGGACUGCUCCUCUCUUAGAUCCAACAGUAAGAAAUGGGAGUGUGAGGAGUGUGCACCUUCUGCUGAAGCCACAGACUAUACACCAGAAAACUCGGGUGACAUCCCUUGUUGCAGCAGCACCUUCCACUCUGGGAGGCAUUUCUGCCGAGACACCAGCCUGGAAGAGAAUCCAGGCCCUUCUUGGACUAAUUGGCCAGGACCUUCCUUAUUAGAAAAGCCAGAGUCCUCUGGUGGCAGGAGGAGCCACUCCUGGCGGUCCAAGGGUGUCAAAAUCACUAAGAGCUGCAAAAAAUCCAAGUAACAGCUUCCGAGUAGUCGCUGCCAAGUACAUUUGGGUAUGAAGCUGUGCUCCUCCACCGGGUUUAGGGGAGGGAGCCCUUUGGGACUGUGAGACAAGGAAAGAGGGCCAGCAGUGAGAGUAUGAAGCAAGGAAAGAGAAGUCCCAGGGGAGUGUGAGGACAGAACAGAGUCCAGAUGCCAAGCUUGGAAGGUGUUAGUGGUUAUGAGAGUGCCUCUGCUCUUUCUACCUGAUCCCCGAAGGGCCUUCUCUUCUCCCACCCUAAUCUGCUUCUCAUAUGCCUCUUCUUACUUCACCCACGUUUAUUAUUAUGCAAAUAAAGG